GCGCCGCGGGGCGCCUCAGGGCUGCGGCUCCGCGCUCACAGGUGGGUGGCGGCAGCCGGCGGCGGCGCUUUCGGGCCUCGACCCCUGUGCCCCGGGCGGUGCUGGUGGAGCGGGCCUGGCCGGUGCUGUUGUCAGGAUUGAUUGGUGUUGUUUCAUGGAAGAGGCCUCUUUCACUUGUGAUAACUUUUUUCAUGCUGCUGUCUGCAGUGUGCGUAAUGCUGAACUUGGCUGGUUCCAUUCUGUCUUGUCAGAAUGCUCAGCUGGUAAAGUCCCUGGAAGGAUGUCAGUUGAUCAAAUUUGACAGUGAUGGUGUCUGUGUUUGCUGUGAAAUGCAGCAUCAAACAUCAGGCUGCAGUAACCUGGGAGAAACACUGAAACUCAACCCUCUGCAGGAGUGUAAUACUGUGAGGCUGACCCUAAAGGACCUGUUGUUCAGUGUAUGCGCUCUCAAUAUCAUCUCCACCAUUGUCUGUGCUUUGGCAACAGCAAUGUGUUGUAUGCAGAUGGUUUCUUCUGAUCUUCUGCAAAUGCAGGAUGAUAUCACACAGUUUCUCCCACAGAGGCCCCAUUCUACCAAUCCUGACUGCAUGACUCCACAUGGAACUAUCCUGCAUCAAACCCUGGAUUUUGAUGAGUUUAUACCACCAAUACCACCUCCACCCUACUACCCACCAGAAUAUACUUGCACACCAGUCAUGGAGGCACAGAGAGGUCUCCAUCUGGAAUUUCCUCAUUCCCCGUACAGUGGUUUAUAUGAAGUAACCAUUAACAGCCCAGGAAUGCUAUAUCCAACUGAGCUGCCCCCACCUUAUGAGGCAGUGAUUGGAGAGACGCCUGCCAGUCAGGUUACUGCUAGUGAUCAGCAAGUAUCCGAAUCAAGCCUGGGAGAGAGGAACAUCACCCUGGACUUCAGCACACAAGUUUCUGUUGAGAGCACCUCUUUGAUGGUCUCUGAGGCUGUUGGUAUCCCAGAGCAUAGCUACUCCUCUGAAGAUCUUUGUUCAAUGGAAGUUCAAGGAUCUCUUCAUUCUGCAGAUCUUUCUCCUUACUGUACAACCCCCAAAGAGACUACGGACCAGCCUUGCAGUGCUCUGGAUUACAGCACCCACUGCAAGUUUCACAGAACUCACUCAGAGGGCUUUCCUGAUGAGGGUGACAGUUCCCGCAGCCAAGCCUCCACAGACACGUCUCAAAUACAAGAAAAGAACUGUGCCCGUGGCAAGUCCUUAAACUGUUCCUCAGAGGAUUUCAGCCUCUCAGAAAGAGAACUGCAGAGCUCUGCUCAAGAAAGCAAAGCCACGCCACCUUUGAAGCAGAAGAAAAUCUGCUGUGCAGACUUUAGGCAGCAUCCUGUCCCUUCCCAGACCUCUUCCUGUUUCAUUCCUGCAAGUACUUCGUCAUACCCUAGCAGCCAGGAGAGUGCUGUCCAGCAGCAGCCUGUUACAAAACACCGCAUUUCAAGUAUAGUCCGAUCAGCUAGUGACCCCGUGUCGUGCUCGUCUUUCACAGCAGGUGAUAAUUGUGCCUGGACUCCUGUUUGUAGCCAGCGUCCAGAUGCAGGACUGUCUCCAGCUACAUUAGAAAUGGUUCCUGUUUCUGGUUCUCAUGUGGCUGCCUCUGCUUGUCAGCAUUCCUUGAGCAGUUUCCUAACAACUGGAAAACAGAGGGAUACAAGCAAAAUUGAUCUACACCUAAAGCCAAAGGCUUUACACACAGCCUCAAAAGAGCGACCACAUUCUUUAGUGGACCUUAAAGCCUAUAAAGACACAAAAAUUUUAGUGGCAAAAUUUCUGGAACAUUCAAACUGUAAUUUCCCUCCUGAAGUACGUCAUGUAGUGAACAGCAUACGAUCAGUAAUAAAAUCUGAUGAGAAACACAUGGAAGAAGCCAUCUUCAGUGCCAAUAUUAUAGACCAGGUAAUUACAAGUUCCCAGCUGAAUGUGAAUACCUCUAGAAAGCGACUUCAAGAAGAUCUUCAUCUUCAGAGCUGUGGUGCUCUAAGCUCUCCAGUUGCCUUCUUACGUAGGUCCCACAUCGUUCGCAGUUCCGGGCGGGACAGGCCUCACAGUUUAAUUGGAGUGUGCCGGGAGACCAUCCUUUGAGAAUGCUCACAGGUAUGUGAUUCCAGCUGAGAGCAGUAAUGAAGGAAACCAGGACUGGGAGAAAUACAAGUAAUGGAUGACUUAAAAAGUGUCUUCUCUUGGAAUUCCACUUUUUUCCACCAGCAAGAGGAGAACACUUAUUGUUCUGAAUGUAAAUUUCAGCCCCGAAUUUUUCAAAAUUUUAGCUGAUUUAUUAAUGAAGUCUUAACAAAUGUUUUCCCAACCACAAGUCACUGUACUUAGAAAUGCUACUGAUGCUGUCUGGCAUUUCUUGCAAAGUACUGCAAACCCACCAGACACCUGCUGUACAACUUAAAGGUUGUAUUUAUUUAAUGUACCUCAAAGUGUUUUAACUAUGAUCGUUGUUUUAAUAAAAAGUAUUUCCUGA
Messenger RNA from Pogoniulus pusillus (Red-fronted tinkerbird), 2490 nucleotides. It is a transcript of the gene ENTREP2, whose product is annotated as endosomal transmembrane epsin interactor 2. Lineage: Eukaryota; Metazoa; Chordata; Aves; Piciformes; Lybiidae. The transcript is spliced from 13 exons. The coding region runs from base 192 to 2102 and encodes 636 amino acids. The record is from RefSeq and is a predicted model, not a curated record.